GAGUGCGGACAGUAAGUUUCGGUCAUGAAAUGCGAAACUUACGCGGAGAACUUUCGCUUUCGCUUUCCAUCUUCUGCGUGUCGUGACGUAAAGGCGCCUAGAAAGGGCACAGUUUCGAACCGCGGUCGCUUCUCCGCUGGGCUGUGUGCGAGGGAAAGGAAGCGGUUUUUUUUUUUUAUUAUUAUUUAAACAUAUAAGAGUGUGGGUGCUGGCAGUCGCGGUGCAGUGUGUUCUCUCAGUGGUGUUCAAUAACAACAACAAUAUGCAUUGCUGGGGGGAGAUUCCUCUCCCCACUUCCGCUCGGAAUAAGAGCACCGAGGAGCGCAGUCAGCUUGAGCGCAACAUCAGCGCGGUCUCUGCUGGGAGAGAAACCGUGGCGUUUGUCCAGAAAGAUGGAAAAGGCUUUUUUCUUUUUCAAGGAGGCAACAGAGGAGACAAACAGAAACCACGUGCUUUUACCCUGGGGAAGGACAGGAUCCGUAGACUAAGCUGUGGAGAAUCGCAUAUUGUCCUGGUAUCACAGAAGGGUAAGAUAUUUCAGCUGAACUGCCAGGAAUCACCCAGUAUCCCCAGGUCUCUCAAUCUAUGUGACAAAGAGGUGAUCCAGAUUGCCUGUGGAGAUUACCAUUCCAUUGCCCUCACAAAAGUUGGGCAGGUCUUUUGCUGGGGUCAGAACUCCAGUGGUCAGCUGGGCCUGGGAAAGAAAGUCCCCAGCACUUCAAACCCUUCUCUUCUGUGGACCCUGGCAGAGAUCCCACUGGCUCGUGUAGCUGCUGGAGGAGGCCACAGCUUUGCCUUGACUCUCACAGGUGUUGUUUUAGCCUGGGGCAGGAACAGCAAGGGGCAGCUGGGCCUGGGAGACGUGGAAAACGAAUAUUUCCCCAUCGCAGUGAAAUCCCUGCGUCAACAGAAGACUGUUUACAUUUCAUGUGGCGAGGAACACACUGCCAUUCUGACAAAGGGAGGCCUUGUGUUCACUUUCGGAGCGGGACAGUAUGGACAGUUGGGACACAACUCUGUCAGAGAUGAACUGUGGCCACGCCUGGUGGCUGAACUGUGGGGAGCAGAAGUGUCUCAGAUUGCUUGCGGAAGGCACCACACGCUUGCCUACAUUUCAUCAUUGAAAAAAGUCUAUGCAUGCGGGCGUGGAGAACAAGGCCAGCUGGGAAGCGGAAUGACCUGUGAUCAAUAUGUACCCCUUCCUGUUCAGGAGCUGGAAGACUGUUACAGAAGCCAUUGCAUAGAAAGGAUCACUGCUGGGGGGAAUCAGUCCUUUGUGUUUUGCUCAGCUGUCCAGACUUUUAAGGAUAGCUGUAUUUGGACUGAAGACAUAAUCUGUACCUUGGAUGACAAAUUAAUCAGCAAAUGGGUAUCUAAAUGUGAUUCAAAAUCAUGGAAUACAAUUAAAAGAGAAAUAAACACCAUCUUCUCAUCUGCCUCUUGUCUUAAUGGAAGUUUUCUCAAACAAGGACACCAAAGCAUGCCUGACAAAUUAAGUGUUGACCUGUCGUUAGCUCGCCUUUCAUUCGAGAAGCUGGCAAAGGAGGAGAAAGUGAUGAAUAAGGUCGAAUCAGUGGUCAUUGAGAAGCUGGUACCCUCUCUGUUACCACUGGUCGCUGGGACGGAAGGCCAUGGGGUCUAUCUGAUUCUGCCAGAGCUCAUGAGGGUCAUGACCACUCACGAGAAUUGCAGGGACUUGAGUUUUGCCUUUGCCAGCGCAGUCUUGCGCUUGCAUCCGCCGUGCCUUGCUACCCUUGAGGACAUAUGGUCGAAACUACCUGAUACAUUUUUCAAAAGCCUAGUGAAAGUUUUCCACACUGUGUCAACGCGUUAUUUGCACCAGAUCUGCACCAAGAUGUGGACCCAGUGCUCAGAAAACUGGGAUUUGUUCACGAAGACCGUGGAAGUCCUGCAGAAGCUCUAUGAGGUGAAUCUCAGAGCUGGCAGAAAGAUAGACGACAAAAACUUCUACAUUAGCGAGGUCAAGCUCCUCUUCCAGACUUUUAACAAAAUCCAUCCUGAAAGCAUGAUGCUCCUGGUGAAGAACGGACUGAUGUGUGUAUACAGUUUGACAGCGUACCCGUGCAUCUUAGACAUGGAUACCAAAUGUCUGCUGUUUAAAAGUUACAUUUACAUUGUUAUUGAGCAAAAUGCAUAUCACCCCAUCCGACACAAUAACUUGUUUGUGAACCGGUCGUCCCUGUUGACUGACACCAUAAAGCAGCUGCGCGAUGUCCCACGCAACUACAGCUGGCCUCUGCAGGUGAAAUUUGCAGAGGAGUAUGGCAUUGAUUACGGAGGUGUCUCUCAAGAGUUCUUCUCCAUAGCAGCAAAAGAGCUUCACUCGGCAAGACCAACAAUGUUCCAGUUCUUUGAAGACUCCAGACUUGUCUGGUUCAUUUCAAAUGGUUGUGACUUGGACAUGUUCUACCUGCUGGGUGUACUUUAUGGAAUGGCCCUUUAUAACUUCUGCAUCAUGAACCUUCAAUUCCCUGUGGCCCUGUUCAAGAAACUAUUGGGCAUUCCUACAACACUGGAAGACCUGGAGGAACUGUCCCCAGUAGAGGCCUGCGGCUUGAAGGAUCUUCUUGCAGAAGAUGAAGACUUUGUGGAAGAGCUGUAUUUGGACUUUACGGCCAGAGGACAUGAGCUGGUGCCAUGUGGGCGAGAGAUACCUGUCACAAAAUACAACAGGCAACAGUAUGUGGAUGCUUAUGUUCACUAUGUGUUCAACACAUCUGUCCAGAAGGAGUUUGACAAUUUUUCCAAAGGGUUUUCUGCCGGCUGCCCGAACACCAAGUGGAAAAUGUUUCUCCCAGGGGAGCUGAUGGCUUUUCUCACUGGCAACAUCAACUACGAAUGGGAAGAACUGAGAAAGAAUGCCAAAUAUAAAUCUUAUGAACCCACUGAUGAGAAUAUCCAGAACUUCUGGAGCGUUUUUACUGAACUGUCAGAGCAACAAAAGAAGAACUUUCUAUCAUACAUGACAGGAAGCGACCGACUCCCCGUGGGGGGUCUCUCCAGGCUACAUCUGACGAUCGCAAAUGCGAACAAGGCGGAUCCCGACAUCUACUACCCUGUAGCAAGCACCUGCUACAGCAUCCUCUACCUUCCCAAUUACAGCAGCAUUGAUAUCCUGCGAGAGAAGUUUCUGCACGCUAUUAAAUUCUAUGAAGAAUUUGGGGAAGCUUAAAAAAAUAUUUGCACAAAUGAAAAAAAGUGUUUGCACUUUAUUUCUGGACUGAUUCCUGUUAGUUGCAUUAAUAUCAUCUACAGGGACAGUGCAGUAAUGAAUUUAGAGUACAGGAAGCUGUAAGAGUAACAGUUUCCUCUGUAUCAGUCCUGUGCCUGGCAGACUUGAAUUUAUUCAAGUUUUUGCUGUGGUCAAAGACACAGUUCACUAAUUCAAAUAAUUAGUCAUCUUUCAAUGGUAGUUAUUGGUUGAAAAAGAACUGCACCAGGGCUGGAUCCCUGCUCCAUAAAGAAAUUUUUAGUGUUUUGUAACAUCUGUUCCCAGGUCUGUUGAUAACACCACUAAAGACUUUCACUGAAUGUGAUUUGGCUGAGUAAAAAGCAUUUGCAUUGCUUUUGUUAAAAUAAAUGUUAUAUUUUAAAAUUUGUAUUA
Messenger RNA from Scleropages formosus (Asian bonytongue), 3625 nucleotides. RefSeq names its product probable E3 ubiquitin-protein ligase HERC4. Gene Ontology annotation, molecular function: ubiquitin protein ligase activity. The record is from RefSeq and is a predicted model, not a curated record. Gene Ontology annotation, cellular component: cytoplasm. Bases 263 to 3193 code for a protein of 976 amino acids. The transcript has 24 exons. Gene Ontology annotation, biological process: protein ubiquitination; ubiquitin-dependent protein catabolic process. NCBI's taxonomy places the organism in Eukaryota, Metazoa, Chordata, Actinopteri, Osteoglossiformes, Osteoglossidae.